Messenger RNA from Penicillium nucicola, 1815 nucleotides. Its product is annotated as ubiquitin carboxyl-terminal hydrolase family protein. The transcript has 2 exons. Gene Ontology annotation, molecular function: cysteine-type deubiquitinase activity; zinc ion binding. The record is from RefSeq and is a predicted model, not a curated record. NCBI's taxonomy places the organism in Eukaryota, Fungi, Ascomycota, Eurotiomycetes, Eurotiales, Aspergillaceae. Gene Ontology annotation, biological process: mRNA processing; spliceosomal complex assembly; protein deubiquitination. Bases 1 to 1815 code for a protein of 604 amino acids.
AUGUCGAAAAGGCACGCAGAGCUCCCUUUGGAACAGGACUUUUCAGGCUCGCCCGCCUCAAAAAAGGCCCGCGUCGAGGACCAGAUGGAGGCUGAUUCUCCGAAUGGCGCAGGACUAGCAAGCAGCGAGCUCGAACAGAAUGGUCGCAAUGGAGCGGAUAUCGAGGGAGCUGCGCAGCUAGAAAGAGAGGAGCUGGAGGAAGGCGAAAAGGACCCUUCUAGUCUUUCAGAUUUCGACGAAGAUGCGCCUGCGCUUACUGCACCGAAACGACAGAGCGCUCCCAUGGAAGGAUAUGGCGACCUCUACCUGGACACAAUCAACCGCGAGAUUCUCGAUUUCGAUUUCGAGAAGCUAUGCUCUGUUAGCCUGUCAAACAUCAAUGUGUACGCCUGUCUCGUCUGCGGCAAAUACUUCCAAGGCCGCGGUCCCAAAUCACACGCAUAUUUCCAUGCACUCGAAGUUGGACACCACGUCUUUAUCAAUAUCGGCACAAGGAAAGUCUAUGUGCUGCCAGAGGGAUACGAGGUUAAGAAUAAGAGCCUGGACGACAUCAAAUAUGUGGUGGAUCCCCACUACACAAAGAGCGAGGUAGUCAAGCUUGAUAGAGAAGUCCAUGAUGCUUGGGAUCUCUCUGGAGCUCGCUACAGACCAGGAUUUGUCGGCAUGAACAACAUUAAAGCAAACGACUACGUCAAUGUAGUAGCCCAAUUGAUGGCACACGUUCUACCAAUUCGCAACUUCUUCCUCCUCCACGAAUUCCCCACACCUGGCACACCGGAAAUGGUCCUCCGUUUCAGGACUCUUGUGCGCAAGCUAUGGAAUCCGAAAGCAUUCCGGUCACAUGUCUCUCCGCACGAGUUGCUGCAAGAAAUCGCCUUGCGAUCCUCGAAGCGGUUCACUCUCACAAACCAGUCAGACCCGGUGGAAUUUCUCUCCUGGUUCUUAAAUGCCCUUCAUCUUUCUCUGGGUGGAUCUAAAAAGCCUUCACCAACACCUACAAGUGUCGUUCACGCAGCGUUCCAGGGCCAUCUCCGAAUUGAAAGCCAAGCUAUCACCGCCCACUCCGAUACCCAGAAUGCCCGGUUGGUAUUCACCGAAUCUGGCACCAUCAAUAGCCAGGUCACACCUUUCCUAAUCUUGACAUUGGAUCUGCCCCCUACACCUCUUUUCCAGUCGGCCAAUCGGGAGUCCAUCAUCCCCCAGAUUCCCCUGACCACCCUCUUGAACAAAUAUAACGGCUACACGGCAUCAGAGAAACAGGCCCACCGUGUCCGACACCGUCUUCUUCAUCCUCUCCCACCAUACCUCUACUUCCAUAUCAAGCGUUUCAGCAAGAACCGUUUCGUCUCCGAGCGCAACCCAACCAUUGUCACUUUCCCGUCUCCCCGCUCUCUGGAUAUGUCACCAUAUGUCGAGCCCAACCCCGAUAUUUGGUCACCAGGCGAGCCAAUUCUCUACGACCUCGUGGCAAACAUCAUCCUUGACCCAGCUGUAGCCGCACCUGGUGCAACCGAUGACGCCGUAGACAAGGGCGUUAAUGCGGCAUCAGGUGCCGGGGGUUCCAGCGGUGCCGGCGGCGGCAGCGAAAAGGUAUCGUGGAUGGUCCAGCUCCACGACAAGGCUAUGUCAGCCGAGAACGCUCGUAUUCAGAAGGCCGGUGCUACGGAGAAGCAGCAGCGCGGACCGGAGUGGCUCGAGAUCCAAGAUCUGUUUGUGAAGCCUGCGGAGAGCGAGACGCUCUUUACUCGCGAGGGUUACCUAAUGGUCUGGGAGCGACGCAAGGUCCCUGGUCAGAAGGGAAGGGGCCGAGCAUAA